AUGCUCUGUCUCUUUGUCUCUACUUACAUCAUGACAGGAUACAGGGAUGAUAUUAAACACCUCUUCCCUCUUCUAUGCUCUGUCUUUUUCUCUGCUUACAUUAUGACAGGGAUACAGGGGAUGAUAUUAAGCACCUCUUCCCUCUUCUAUGCUAUGUCUUUUUUUCUCUGCUUACAUUAUGACAGGAUACAGCUCUGUCACUUUUUCUCUGCUUACAUUAUGACAGGAUACAGGGAUGAUAUUAAGCACACUCUUCCCUCUUCUAUGCUAUGUCUCUUUUUUUCUGAUAACAUUAUGACAGGAUACAGGGAUGAUAUUAAUGACAUUCUUCCCUCUUCUAUGCUAUGCAAGGAUGAUAUGUCUCUUUUUUCUGCUUGCAUUAUGACAGGAUACAAGGAUGAUAUUAAGCACACUCUUCCCUCUUCUAUGCUAUGUCUCUUUUUCUCUGCUUACAUUAUGACAGGAUACAGGGAUGAUAUUAAACACACUCUUCCCUCUUCUAUGUUAUGUCUCUUUUCCUCUGCUUACAUUAUGACAGGAUACAGGGAUGAUAUUAAUCCCACACUUCCCUCUUCUAUGCUAUGUCUCUUUUUCUCUGCUUUCAUUAUGACCGGAUACAGGGAUGAUAUUAAUCCCACACUUCCCUCUUCUAUGCUCAUGUCUCUUUUUCUCUGCUUACAUUAUGACAGGAUACAGGGAUGA
Molecule: messenger RNA, 702 nt
Organism: Acanthosepion pharaonis
Lineage: Eukaryota; Metazoa; Mollusca; Cephalopoda; Sepiida; Sepiidae
Source: the annotation of a GenBank genome assembly